UAAAAAUGCAUUUAGUUGUAUGUUUACCAGUGUUUGGACCCGCAUCACCUCUAUUGGCCGAUCUGGUCACAUGGUUCGCUAACUUUAUUCAGUUGACACCAAGUAGGAGGGCUUUAUGGAGGGAGGAAAAAAGACAACUCGAGAAAAAUUAGUAUUUUCUACCUUCAGAAAUUAAUGGCCAUGAGUUCGUAUAUGGUGAACUCUAAGUAUGUGGAUCCCAAAUUUCCUCCCUGCGAGGAAUAUUCACAGAAUAACUAUAUACCUGAGCAGGGCUCCGACUACUACAGUCCAUCUCAGGACACAGACUUUCAGCAUCCAGGGAUCUACCCACGGUCAAACUACACGGAGCAACCCUUCAGCUGCAACACUGUGCAGGACUCCACAGUGCAACCACGGGGUCAUGGGCACGAGAGAGCCAGCCACCCGAGCCAUUUUAGCGCACAGACUGAGCAGGGGACUCCGGUCCAAGUGGCCGGACCCCGGACUUGUGGACAGCAGCAAAACACAAAGAGCCAAAAUGGGAUACAAGCCAAGCAGCCAGCAGUAGUUUACCCCUGGAUGAAGAAAGUUCACGUAACUACUGUGAACCCGGAUUACACGGGAUCUGAACCCAAGCGGUCCAGAACAGCUUACACCCGGCAGCAGGUUCUGGAGCUAGAAAAGGAGUUUCAUUUUAACAGGUAUCUGACCAGGCGGCGGCGGAUUGAGAUUGCCCACACUCUUUGUCUCUCCGAAAGGCAGAUUAAAAUCUGGUUUCAAAACAGACGGAUGAAAUGGAAGAAAGAUCACAAACUACCCAACACCAAGGGGAGAUCUGCACCAGUCUCCAACCAUCUGCAGAGCAUUCAGAAGGAUAACCUGACUGAUAUCACAGCAUUAUAAGAAAGGAAAGUGGUCCUGUCCUUAGAGAUUAACUGUAUAUAAAAAAGACAAAAGUUACAUCUGACUUUUGCAUGGACUGAUGUCGUUUCUAGCCAUUUUGUUUUUAAUUUAACAAACAUGACCCUCCAGCAUUGUUGCCUCGAGUCUGAGUGAGAAAAUCAAUCGGUCUUUAAAACCGAGAGGUUUGCAAGCUGAGCCUCUUCUGUGUUCAAAUUUCCUCAAAGAGACAGAAAAAACGUCGAAAUAAACUUUUCCUUCCCUCUUUUUCCGACGUUGCCCCUUCUGAGGAGACAUUUAUCAAGCAGCCUCGGCCGAUUCAGUGGAUUUAAACAAAGUGUCUCUGCUCUUCUCACGUGGAUUCAGCUGAUUUAAACAAUGAAAUAUCUUUGCUUAAAAACAAAACAGUGAGAUCAUUUCAAAUUACACGCACAUACACAAAAGUUAUUACAGCUUUCAGCACAGAAAUUAUUUUAGCCAACUGAAAAAUUCACAUUAAACGCACAAUAUAUAUAUAUAUAAAUGUAUACUUGAAGGAAAUAUUAUUUGCAUAUAGAGCACGCCAAACACUCCUCAACCUUUUUCAGAAAUCCCCGCUGAAUCUUUUGUGACUUGUAUGUUUUAACUUAUUUUGUACAAAAAAAGCUUUGAAAUUUUAAAAUUGUUAUUUCCCAAACACAAGACAUUCCUGUGUGCAUACUAUUCAGAGUGCCCUUAUAAAUCUUUCCUGACAUCUUUGUAAACAGUGUACAUUUUCAGAGGCUCUCUUGUGCCAUUUAAAACUCUCCUAUGAAAGAUCAUUUGUUCUUGCAUGGCAUCAAAUUGAUACUAGAUGUUUCCAAUCGGAAAUAAUCAAAUCCUGGAGAUUUAGCAGUAUUUUAUUUUUUAUUUUUCAGACGAUUUCUGCGUCAUUAUUUAUUUGUUUAAAAACGUGUAAAUUUUUUCGUAUAGCACACAAUUAAAUUAAAAGUAUUCGUUAAACCUUUAUUAUUCCGAAAUAUGUUUGAACUCUUGUGCGUUAUUAGCAUGGCCUUAUGCAAAGUUUUAGUCUUAGUUAACAUGGGAAUCUUCUAUUUUUUUUUUUUUUUUUCAUUCACAACCAAGCUAUCCAUGGGGCUCUUUCAGGUCAUGUUUCAAGACAGAUAUUUCUCGUUUUAUACCGUCUUUGUCCUCGGACAAAAAGCCAAGAAGCUCUCCCAGUAUGUGGAGGUCUCCUUUCUGAAGUCUUCUUGACGAGAGAGUUGAAAAGGUAUUUCAACCGAAGGUCGACAAAGCAGCAGUGGCAGGUUCAUCCAGGGGACACAUUUCAGCCGCAAGGACUGACCCCAGCACCCCUGACCCGCCGGACAGGCAGCAUUUCUCUCCCAGGCGCUGUUCGCUUUGCUUUGGAGGACUGUUCCACCCUCAAAAAAAAGAAAAAGAAAAAAGGCUAAAGCUGAUUCAAAGUAAGAGCCACUGAAUUCCUCGUUUUACACGUGUUUAAACAGUAUUUAUACCAGGCGAAGCCCCCGAAAAGGUUCUGAUUUGUGCGUUUGUCUCCUCAUGUCUAUAUGCAAUCUUUUCGUUUUUAUUUUUGUACAUGCUUUUUACCUUGUACGGUGCAUUGAGAUGUGAGAAGUAUAUUGAAUAAAAAAAAAUAAAG
Messenger RNA from Maylandia zebra (zebra mbuna), 2521 nucleotides. RefSeq names its product homeobox D4a (gene hoxd4a). Gene Ontology annotation, biological process: embryonic skeletal system morphogenesis; anterior/posterior pattern specification; positive regulation of transcription by RNA polymerase II. Gene Ontology annotation, molecular function: RNA polymerase II cis-regulatory region sequence-specific DNA binding; DNA-binding transcription factor activity, RNA polymerase II-specific. The record is from RefSeq and is a predicted model, not a curated record. NCBI's taxonomy places the organism in Eukaryota, Metazoa, Chordata, Actinopteri, Cichliformes, Cichlidae. Gene Ontology annotation, cellular component: nucleoplasm; nucleus.